Messenger RNA from Xiphophorus maculatus (southern platyfish), 2200 nucleotides. It is a transcript of the gene rnf144aa, whose product is annotated as ring finger protein 144A. The coding region runs from base 482 to 1369 and encodes 295 amino acids. Gene Ontology annotation, molecular function: ubiquitin conjugating enzyme binding; zinc ion binding; ubiquitin protein ligase activity. Lineage: Eukaryota; Metazoa; Chordata; Actinopteri; Cyprinodontiformes; Poeciliidae. The transcript has 8 exons. Gene Ontology annotation, biological process: ubiquitin-dependent protein catabolic process; positive regulation of proteasomal ubiquitin-dependent protein catabolic process; protein polyubiquitination. The record is from RefSeq and is a predicted model, not a curated record. Gene Ontology annotation, cellular component: ubiquitin ligase complex; cytoplasm; Golgi apparatus.
AGUGUUGCGCAGCCCACUGGAAGCCUUUCCUUGUAGACAAAUGGCGUCUCUUCAGCGAGCAGCAGCUGAUUCCCCACCGAGAACGGCAGCAGGAAUUGAGGGGAGGUAAACACGCCGCCCCCGGAUUUCCUUGCUGUAGGAUUGUCCGUUGUUUUCUGACGGCUGGACGUCGCUUUCUUCCUCCCCGGAAAUCGAGAGUUUGGAUCCUCCGCGGUGUGAAAACAACCCCCUUCCCCGCCGGAGAGGAGAGGGUCAGCUGCAGCCCGGACUCCCCUCCCCGCUGCUUCUGCUUGUUUUCGGAGGUUGUUGCUCCUCGUCAGGGCCCGGACUCAGAUACGUGAAGAUGGGCAUCACCCCUCCGCGGCUGCUCUCCCCCUCCGCCUGACUGACUGACGGCUCGGCGGCGUUAAUCCAAUUCAGGAGAUCAUCUUUUCAACCCUCCUGAGGUCAAACUAUUGAGACCAGCUUUGUGGAGGUGAAGAUGACCACAGCACGGUACCGGCCCACCUGGGAGUUGGCCGUUGACCCCCUGGUUUCCUGUAAACUGUGCCUUGGAGAGUUUCCACUGGAGCAGAUGACCACCAUCACGCAGUGCCAAUGUGUCUUCUGCACACUGUGCCUGAAGCAGUAUGUGGAGCUCCUGAUUAAAGAAGGCCUUGAAACUGCAAUUAGCUGUCCUGACUCUGCCUGCCCUAAAAGAGGACAUUUGCAGGAAAAUGAGAUCGAGUGCAUGGUGGCUACGGAGAUGAUGCAGAGGUACAAGAAGCUUCAGUUCGAGCGCGAGGUUCUGUUGGACCCGUGCAGGACGUGGUGCCCGUCCUCCAGCUGCCAGGCCGUCUGCCAGUUGAAGGAAACCGACUCCCCGGCUCUGCCUCAGCUGGUCCAGUGCGCCGUCUGCGCCCUGGAGUUCUGCUCCGCCUGCAAGGCCGCCUGGCACCCGGGGCAGGCCUGCCAGGAGAGCAACCCGCCCAUCGCCUCCUUCCUACCCGGGGAAAACAGCUCUUUCUACAAGAACGAAGAGGACGACGCCCCCAUCAAGCGCUGCCCCAAGUGUAAAGUCUACAUCGAGAGAGACGAGGGCUGCGCCCAGAUGAUGUGCAAGAACUGCAAACACGCCUUCUGCUGGUACUGCCUGGAGUCCUUGGAUGACGACUUCCUGCUGAUCCACUAUGACAAAGGGCCGUGUCGGAACAAACUGGGCCACUCCAGGGCGUCGGUGAUCUGGCACAGAACACAGGUUGUGGGGAUCUUCGCCGGGUUCGGCCUGCUGCUGCUGGUCGCCUCGCCCUUCCUCCUGCUGGCCACGCCCAUCGUCCUCUGCUGCAAGUGCAAAUGCAGCAAAGGCGACGACGACCCGCUGCCGACCUAAACGCCCCGCAGCGACACGUCGCAUCUUCUUCCCGACAAGUUUCACCACUUUUCCAUUCUGUUUUCCUCCCACCAGCUUUGAGAGAGCUUCAUUUUUCCGAGCUGGGCCUGAAGCAGCCGCCGCUCUGCAUGAGGAGGACAGAAAAGACGAGGUUCCUCCGCUGAGACGUUGGGAAAACUUUGGACGGUUUGGGAAUGCAAAGAACGUCUGCUCUUCUUUUCUUUUUCUUUUUUUUAGUGUUGUAAUUAUUUUUGGGUGGAUGCGAACAUUUCCUGGUCUGCUGAACGGACGCCUUCGCCGCCCGUAGAAGGAUUUCUACCUUUUUGCUCUGUAAACACUAAAGCUCUCCCUCACUGCAGCGGUGUCCAAACGGUUCGGCAGGGGGCCAGAAACGGCUCGUUGGAAAUACUUCUUAGUAUUUUUGUAUUUCAUUAUUAUUGCAAAAAAUAUCUCAUGUGUUUUUUUCUGAUAGGCAGUAAAGUCAACAUGAUAGCAGUCAGUUUUUUAAAUUACUGUAUAUUAAAAAUAUAAAAUGGUUUUGCAGGUUUAAAAGAUAAAAAAAAACAUUAUUCUAAAUUUUUCAAGUUGAUAUUUUUCUACAUUUUUUUGUCGUUUUCAAGGUAGCAAAUUUUCCCAGAAGUUAUUACAAUAAACAACAAUUAUGAUGUUAAUGAUGAAUUGUUUACCUAUCUAAGGAAGCCAUUUUUAUUUUAAAAUAAAAGAAACUUCAGUUAAAAUUAUCACCUGUAAUCAAGGAUUAAAUUUAUUAAAAUUCUAAAAUACUUUAUGAAAUAUUAUUAGAUUUUGCUGGACGAUAAAUUGUCCCAGAAG